Durusdinium trenchii is the source of this 447-nucleotide messenger RNA. The record is from the annotation of a GenBank genome assembly. NCBI's taxonomy places the organism in Eukaryota, Dinophyceae, Suessiales, Symbiodiniaceae.
AUGAACGAAGACGCCUUUGUGAAUCAGACCUCAGGCUCACUUCUCCGGGCCUUGCGUGAACUCAAACGAGUGGAUGAGAUUCUACAGGGGUGCUCAGCCUUUUGGUCCAAUAUGGAUGGCACCGUUCAAAAGCUUGCGCAGAUGAAGGAGCACACGGAAUGCUUGGUCAACUUUGCCAACAGUAGCAAGCCAUUGAAGGAACGGUUUGAGCAGCGACUGGGUGAAUAUACGACGUUUUGGACAUCCCUGGAGCGUUUGUGCAGGCAAUACUGUAUGGACCAUCAAUCGUUCUCCAAGCAGAUGCAUGCCAUGAUGAGAGAGGUCUCUGACACUGCAGACUUCUUGGAUACAGCGCAAAGUGCCCGGUUCGACUCCUCAGUCUGUCAGUGCGUCACAAACAAACAGGUCAGCAGGUCAUUCAAACAACAGCUCCAAAUAACAAGGUAG